CUCAGCCUGCUUCUGCUGGGUUGGAGAGUUAAUUCCUUUGGUUUCUGCAUCCAGCAAAAAAAAAAGUGGCAAUGCUUUUUUUCACACAUUGCUUUGGCUUUGUGUUAGAUCUUGUUCACUUCAGGUACCAGUACUGCAAGGCAAAAACAGCUUUCUCGGCCGCUGUCCAACUUGUGUGUGUUGUCCGACCUACACGCAGCUUGACGCACCUGGCAGCUCGGAGCACACUCUCACUGCACCAGAAAGCGACGGGGAAUGGCGAGGAUGUCGGUGAGCGGCACAUGCUCUCCUGCCCGUGUCCGGGAGCUUCCUGCAAGUGGGAGGGACCGCUGAAGGCCAUUCUGCCGCACUUGGCCAUCAGCCAUCGCAGCAUCGCCAUCCUCCGGGGAGAGAGCGUCGUGUUUCUGGCCACCGGCAUUCACCUCCCGGGCGUGGCAGGGUGGGUGACAGUGCAGUCCUGCCUCGGCCACCACUUUGUGCUGGUGCUGGAGAAGCAGGAACGGCGCGAGGGGCGCCAGCGGUUCCUGCUCUUUGUGCUGUUGCUCGGGACGUCCAGACAAGCAGAGGGCUUCUCCUACCGGCUGGUGCUGAACCGUAACCGCCGGCGGCUGACUUGGGAGGCAACCCCGCGGGGCCUUACGGAGGGCCCAGCCUCGGUCAGGUCAAAUACUGAUAGCCUGGUCUUUGACACUGUGAUUGCUCAGCUGUUUGCUGAUAAUGGAAGCCUGGCCAUUAAUGUCACAAUAUCCACGUGCUGACAACAGGCAGUGAUAGCUGUCCAUCGUACUUACCCCAGCAUUCUUUGCAAACAAACACAUCUUUGCAAUAGCUGUGAAGUUACUCUCUUUUUAAUGGAUGACUGGUUAACCUUGAAUUGUUUGUCCAGUAUCACUGAGGCAACCAUGAUUUAGAUUGUUGGAACAUACAUGGACACUCAUCAGUUCUUUGUGUAAAUCCACAAUUUGAAGCACUGACGUGCACAGAAUUAUAUGAUGUUAUUGGGUACGUACCUUCCUGAGGACAAUUGCUCCUAGCUCAGAAAUCAUGUGCUAUAAAUUCCUUGGAAAAUGUAAUGAUUUUUAAAA
Molecule: messenger RNA, 1085 nt
Organism: Carcharodon carcharias (great white shark)
Lineage: Eukaryota; Metazoa; Chordata; Chondrichthyes; Lamniformes; Lamnidae
Product: E3 ubiquitin-protein ligase SIAH2-like
Exons: 2
Coding region: 72-758 (228 amino acids)
Biological process (GO): proteasome-mediated ubiquitin-dependent protein catabolic process; multicellular organism development
Cellular component (GO): cytoplasm
Molecular function (GO): ubiquitin protein ligase activity; ubiquitin conjugating enzyme binding
Source: RefSeq, a predicted model, not a curated record